CUGGCAUGCAUAUUUUGUAUCUCCACUGCGGAUACGGCCUUAGUGUCGCAGGGUAUGCCAUGGUCCAGACGGCGUGCCUGAAACGGCAGAGUAUGGCGUAUCGGAGCUCGCAAUUCACGGAGGCAUUCGCAACCAACAGGUAUACACGCUGCAGCUGCAAGUCGAGGGCGUCAAUGGAUGUAUGUGCGACGUGAGCUUUUCCAUGCGCGGACGGCCAGACGUGGGACCCGGUGAGUCUCCAAAGUCGGUACCCCCCAUCAAGAGAAAAGACACCACCUGGUACCUGUGCGUUCUCUUCCUAAAGCGUUGGCUGCUGUGCCUGACACGCAGCGGACCAGUAACGAAGAGGACAAGAAGAGCGCCACUCGCUAGCGUUUACCUGCUGGCUGUUAGCUCCAUCUCUUGCAGUUCAUUGCAGAAACGCCGUCGUCGUCCCGGACUGGCUGAAUCCAAUGUCGUGGCGAGCUAGCCAUCACAUGCAGUCCGCUUUGCCAAAGAUUCCUUCCAGGUCGUACAAAGAGAGGUUAUCCGCGGCAGACUCUGGUGAACAGAC
This is a messenger RNA of Trichoderma harzianum CBS 226.95, 553 nucleotides long. RefSeq lists its product as hypothetical. The record is from RefSeq and is a predicted model, not a curated record. NCBI's taxonomy places the organism in Eukaryota, Fungi, Ascomycota, Sordariomycetes, Hypocreales, Hypocreaceae. Bases 182 to 469 code for a protein of 95 amino acids. The transcript has a single exon.